This is a messenger RNA of Geosmithia morbida, 219 nucleotides long. RefSeq lists its product as uncharacterized. The record is from RefSeq and is a predicted model, not a curated record. Bases 1 to 219 code for a protein of 72 amino acids. Lineage: Eukaryota; Fungi; Ascomycota; Sordariomycetes; Hypocreales; Bionectriaceae. Gene Ontology annotation, molecular function: zinc ion binding. The transcript is spliced from 2 exons.
AUGGCUGGAAAGAGACUCCGUUGCUCCGCCAAGGAGUGCAGGGAACCUGCUCAGCGCAUCGUCGGCGACUGCGGCUUCUGCCAGGGUCACUUUUGCGGAAAGCACCGCCUCUUGGAAGACCACAAGUGCAGCGGUCUCGAGGAUUGCAAGAAGCAAUCUCAUGAGCGCAACGCCGCCCAGCUCGAGUCUGAGCGAACCCAGGUCAUCCGUGGCGUAUAG